GAUGAGGUUCUUGUUUUUUAGGGCACCCACCCUCGGCUUAUCAGAAGUCGAUUCCAGGGAAUCAGAGGGUCGUACGAGGUUGGGUUCCAUUUGAAUUUCAAUUCGGAAUCGUUCGCGUGAGAGGAAAUCAGGAAGGAGAAUGGCGGGGAUGGGAGACGGGUACGUGGGCACAGCCCAAGACGCAGUGAGGAUCCGGAGGCUGGAGAAGCAGAGAGAGGCGGAGAGGAGGAAAAUCGAAGAGCUCAAGAACAAGUCUGCUUCGACCAAUGACCAACCCGGUCUCCUCCAAUUCGGUUCCAGCACCUCCGAGAUUUUGGAGACUGCGUUCAAGAAGGAAACUGUGGGUCUGGUUACCAGGGAGCAAUAUGUUGAGAAGAGGGUAAACAUCCGGACCAAAAUUGAAGAAGAAGAAAAAGAGAAGCUGCAGAAGUUGCAACAAGAGGAGGAGGAGCUUCAAGCCCAAAAGAGGAAAAAGCGGAAGAUAAGGGGCGGUUCCCGAUUAUCUUUUUCUGAUGAUAUUGACAAUGGAAGUGAGGAGGAUGGUGAAGACAAAAUUGAAGAUCCGAAGAAGCUUGCACUUGGAAAAUUUGGCAAAGAUCCCACUGUAGAAACUAGCUUUUUGCCUGAUAGGGAGAGGGAAGCAGAGGAGCAAGCUGAACGUGAGAAGCUGCGGAAACAGUGGCUUCGUGAGCAGGAACAGAUUCGAAAUGAGCCUCUUGAAAUCACCUACAGUUACUGGGAUGGAACAGGCCAUAGGCGAGUUAUCCAGGUUCGUAAAGGUGAUAAAAUAGGAGAGUUUCUUCGUGCUGUUCAGCAGCAACUUGCACCUGAAUUUCGAGAGGUCCGAACAACUUCAGUGGAGAAUCUACUUUACGUGAAAGAGGAUCUUAUUAUUCCUCAUCAACACAGUUUCUAUGAGCUGAUAGUUAACAAGGCAAGGGGGAAAAGUGGCCCGCUUUUUCACUUUGAUGUACACGAGGAUGUACGAACAAUUGCUGAUGCAACAAUAGAGAAAGAUGAGUCACAUGCCGGUAAAGUUGUUGAGAGACACUGGUACGAAAAGAACAAGCAUAUCUUUCCUGCCUCAAGAUGGGAGAUAUAUGAUCCAACAAAGAAGUGGGAGCGCUAUACCAUCCACGGGGAUUGAGACUUACCAGAGUGCAGCAGCAGCAGCACGGCAGAUGCCCUAAUGAAUGGCUAAUGCUAGGCCUUUUGCAUUCCCAUUCCCAAUCCCAUUCCCAUAUUCUUAUUCAUCCGGAUGGACCUGAUACUGGAUAUGGUUUUCUCUGUAAUCUAACUCGGAACCUUUAAUAUGAUAACCAUUUUAUAUUUCCUUAA
Diospyros lotus (date-plum) is the source of this 1338-nucleotide messenger RNA. Its product is annotated as protein XAP5 CIRCADIAN TIMEKEEPER. The record is from RefSeq and is a predicted model, not a curated record. Gene Ontology annotation, biological process: chromatin organization. Lineage: Eukaryota; Viridiplantae; Streptophyta; Magnoliopsida; Ericales; Ebenaceae. The transcript has 12 exons. Gene Ontology annotation, cellular component: nucleus. The coding region runs from base 140 to 1147 and encodes 335 amino acids.